AUGAAAAUUCAAAGUACAUAAGGCUUCAUGAUGAUAGUUUUGAUAAUUAAUCGUUUUUAUAGUGUCUGUACAUAACUAUUUUAUUUAGGUAAUGGAUGUCCAAUUGGUUGUCGUACGUGUGGUUUAAUAAAUGAUUGUUGGACUUGCAAUUAGGGAUAUUACUAUGAAUUACUCUCUUGUAAAGCAUGUAGUAAUGGAUGUUAAGAUUGUUCAUCAUCAACAUCAUGUUCAUAAUGUUAUCCAUCUUAUGUAUUGUAAAAUAAUAAGUGUAAUUUACAAUGUUAACAAAAUUGUUUAAGUUGUAAUACAACGACAACAUGUAUUACUUGUGUAGAUGGUUAUUAUGCAGAUAUCAAUUAGUAAUGUUAGUAAUGUACUAUACCUUGUUAGACUUGCUAUUAAAGUUCAACGAAUUGUUAAUCAUGUAAUGAUCCAAUAGGAAUGAUUGUAAUUAAUUCAUAGUGUGUUUGUAAAGAUGGAUAUUUCAAGAAUUCACUGAAUAUUUGUUAACAAUGUACAUCUCCUUGUUUAAAAUGUAUUGAUAAUGAAAAUAAAUGUAUGUCUUGCAUUACCACAUAUAAUUAUUUCUCUGAUAGUAAUACAUGUAAAUGUCUUAAUGGAUAAUAUGAAAUUAAUUAAAGUUGUCAAGCAUGCUAAUUACCUUGUUCUACAUGUGAAUUAUCUGCUACUAAUUGUUUAUCAUGUAUUGAUAGUAAUUAAACUUUAAAUGGAUAAAAUCAAUGUAUAUGCAAUAAUGGAUUUGUUUAAAUAAUGACCCAUUGUGAAUAAUGUAUUAGUCCAUGUGUUACAUGUACUUAAUCUACUACAUUUUGUUAAUCAUGUAUAGAUAUUAAUCAUGAAUUAAUUAAUGGAACAUGUACAUGUAAAUCAGGAUAUUUAAGUCUUGAUUCAUAAGUAUGUUUAAAAUGCAAUUCUAAUUGUAUAACUUGUUCCAAUAAUAUUGAUUAUUGUGAUUCAUGUGUAGAUAUUAAUAAAGAAAUCAAUGGACUUCAUUAAUGUAUUUGUAAACAAGGGUUUUAUUUUGAUCCAAAUUAUACAAUUUGUUAAGAAUGUGAUAAUUCAUGUGCCAUUUGUGAUAUUAAUAUGUGUAUUUAAUGUAAAAGAGGAUAUGGAAAGACAAUAGAAUCUCUUAAAUAUUGUUUACCUUGUCAUUAUCCAUGUUUGGAUUGUUAAGAAAAUGUAGAUUUUUGUAAUGAAUGUGAUAAAAUAAGUCUCUUUUAUUUAGAGAAUUAAGAAUGUAAAUGUCCAGAUGGUUAUUAUUCUACAAUUGAAUAAUGUUAAAAAUGUUCUAAUGAAUGUGAGAAAUGUUCUUAGACAUCUGAAUAUUGUUUAAGUUGUAUUGAUCAUAAUUAUUAAUUCUUUGAGAAUACUUGUAUUUGUCCAUUUGGAUAUUAUAUAGAUACAGCAUUAAAUUGUUAAUAAUGUUAAUAACGAUGUGAAUCAUGUUAAUUUAAUUUUGAUUUUUGUUUGAGUUGUUCUCAUUCAUUACAAAUAUUGAUUAAUAAUUAAUGUUAAUGUAUUGAUGGUUAUACAUAUAUAAUUACAACAAAUUAAGAAUCAGAUAAUAUAUGUCAUUAAUGUUAAGAUAUCUAUUAAAAUUGUAUAGAAUGUAAUUAAAUUUAAUGUAAUAAAUGUUAAUAAGGAUAUUAUUAAAAUGAAAUACAAGAAUGUAUUAUUACUAUUUGUGGAGAUUAAAUAAAAGUUGAAAAUGAAUAAUGUGAAGAUGGAAAUGAUGGAUGUUUUAAUUGUUAAUGUGAAUUAGGAUGGAUUUAAAAUGAAAAUGGAUGUUAUUCUACAUGUGGAGAUGGAAUAUAAGUAAAAGGAGAAUAAUGUGAUGAUGCAAAUAAUAUUCAAUAUGAUGGAUGUUAUGAAUGUAAAUAUGAUUGUAAUAUAAAUUGUUAAUAAUGUGAUUAAGGAAUCUGUUUAUUAUGUAAAUAAGGUUUCUUAUUAGAUGAUAAUUAAUGUAUAUCAACUUGUGGAGAUGGUAUAUUAGAUUUAUCAAAAGAAUAAUGUGAUGAUAAUAAUAAUAUACCAAGAGAUGGAUGUUAUAAUUGUUUUCUUGAAGAUGGUUUCAUCUGUUAAUAUAAUGAUGAAUUAUUAUUUUAAUCUUGUAAUAGAUGCUUAGAUAUCAAUUGUAUAACAUGUACACUUUAUAAUGAAAUUUAAAUAUGUUAAAAAUGUAUAGAAGGGUACUUUAUUGAUUAAUACAACAGUUGUUCUUAAUGUGAUCAAAUUUGUAUUGAUUGCAUUACUACAUCUAAGAAUUGUAUCACUUAUGAUUAUGAAAUCUAUUAAUUAAAGGAAUGUAAUUAAAGUGAAGGUUACUAUUAUAAUUUUACACUUAAAGAUUGUUAAUCUAUAUGUGGAGAUGGAAUAAUAACUAAAUAAGAAUAAUGUGAUGAUUAUAAUACACUUGAUUAUGAUGGAUGUAAUAGUAAAUGUUAAAUUGAAUCUGGUUUUUUAUUUGAUAUUGAAAAUAAUAGAUUAAUCAAUGAACCUUAUAUAUAAGUAGAAUUAAAUUAAGCUCAUAAUAAUUAAUAUUCAAUUAUAGCUGAUUAAUUUUAAGAAUCUAUUAAUUGUACUGCCACUAAUUUAAAUAUUGAAAGAUUUAAUUAAACAGAAUAUAAUUUUACUAUUACUUAAACAGGUGAUAAUUGUGAUAUCAAUAUGAUAUUUACUAAAACAAUUGAACCAAUUAAUUUAAUUCAUAUUUUUGUCAAAUAUAAAGGAAAUUACAAAAAAAGAAUAUUAGAUGAAGAUUUCUAAUAAGAAGUUAUUAUUGUACCUGUAAGAUAAAUAUAUGUCAAUUAAGAAUAAAAAGAAUAAGGUUAAAAAAUGGCAGCAGCUUCUAAAGCCUUGUCUUCAUCAAUAGCAGCAUUUGCUCCUUUAGCAUUGAUAGUAGGUGGAUUCAAAUUUAUUUGGGCUAUACUUGAUAUUCUGAGUUGGAUGAAUAACUUUUAUUUCUUAAAUGUUAAUUAUCCUGAAAAUGUUAGACUUAUCUUUUAAUAAGCAGAAUGGAGUAAUAUUAUUAAUUUUCCAUCUAUUAAUAUUUUAAAUUAACCAUCAGAUAAUUAUUACUUUCAAGCCUAACCUAAGUUUACAGAAAAAGAUGUUGAUCCUCUAUUUUUUAAUAAUAUACAAAUUGUUAUCAUAUUUCUAUUUCAAGUCAUAAUUACUAAAUUAGUAUGUUUUACAAUACGUAAAGUAUUAUAAACUUAUUAUAAAAAAUUAAUUGUUUUUAAUUCAAAAAAAACUAUCUUUUAACUUAGUGAAUGUCAAAUUGACAUAUAAAAACAAGAUAAAUAAUAAGAAUAAUAAUUAAGAUAAUCAAAGGUUAUUUAUUAAAUCCCUAAUAUAUUAUAACCUUUAUAUUCUAAAUGCAUUCUUUUUGAAUCUAAUUUCAUUGCUAAUUUGAUCAAAACCAUAUAAUUAAGUUAUUUGGAUAUUACAUUAGCAAUUAUUCUUUAAAUUACUAAUUAACAAACAGCUGAUAACUUAAUAGUUAAAAUAAAUAUUGGAUUGGCUUUGGGUUUCAUUAUUAUUUUACUAUAUCUAGUUAAAUUAUCAUAUUCAAUAUCAUAAUCACAUCAUUUGAAAUUAGAUAAUCAACACUUUCAUCAAAGAUAUAGUUGUUUUUAUGAAGAACUAAAAACUGAUUCAAAGAUUGCUAUGAUAUAUUCUUUUGUCAAUCUAUUACGAAAAACUAUUUUUAUUGUUGCCACUGUCUUAUUAUAUAAUUUUCCUAUAUUUUAAACUAGUGUGUGUUUCUUAUCAUGUUUAUUAAAUAUACUCUUAUUGUUGAUGGGUAACCCUUUUAUUGGUAAACAACAAUAUAUCUUAAACUUGAUUCCUGAACUUUGCAUAUUGUUAAUAAUAGGAACAACAAUAAUAUUUGCAUUUUAAGAUAGAUUUUAAAUAUUAGAAGAUGCAAAAAUUUAUAUAUUAGGUUGGGUUAUUGCCCUUUGCAUUUAUAUUUCAAUAUUAUUGUAACUAUUAUUUUUGUUAAAAGAGAUAUUAAUAUAAAUGUGGAAUAAUUUUAAGUACUUAAUCAAAUAUGUUAAAUAUAAAUUUAAUUGUGUAUAAUGA
Paramecium primaurelia is the source of this 4107-nucleotide messenger RNA. Lineage: Eukaryota; Ciliophora; Oligohymenophorea; Peniculida; Parameciidae. The record is from the annotation of a GenBank genome assembly.